AUGGCAAAUACAAACAAAAAAUUAAAUCCGUCGAAAUCAACUUUCCGUAUAAAUACAGCGACAAGUCGGUCAUCGAAAGGAAUGGCAAAUUCCGAAGAAGACCAAAUUGAAUUGGAAUUGACCGCAGAUAAUAUCGAAUUGAUGGAGAGUUUAUCAUCGACAGCAACAACAUCCGGCGUUUCUUCAAACCAACGUGAGAAUAAAUCAAACGAGUGUCAAGUUCGCAAUGGACGUGCUUCGCGACAUCAUCGAAGAAGCGCUUCUUCAUCGUCCUCCUCAUCGUCGUCAUCGACUUCUUCAUCUUCGUCAUCGGAUGAAGAAGAAAGACCCUACUAUACUGAUCCGCGUAGAGAACGACAACGUUUGACGUCCGUACGAAAGAACACCGAAAAGUCACGGCGUCAAAUAAGACGAAAGCAACGUUUUGACAAAUAUCUUCGCGACAAAGAAGAAAAGAAACGAAGCCAAAGAACAUCACCAUCGUCAAGAUCAUCUCGAUCGCAUCAUUCAUCUCACGACAAUCAACGGAAAUCAGAAUCAAGAAAAUCACCUUCAAAUGAACAGCCUCAAAUUAUAUAUGUUCCGGUACCACAAGCUGGAUAUUCGAUGGGAUACAAUAUGUCACCACACGUAAUGGCACCAAUGCAAAUGCCUUAUUUACCUGCACACAAUGGUUUUCAACCAUCAAUGCCACCUCCUCAUCAUUUCUACGGACCUAUGCAUCCGCUGCAAAUGGCGCCACCAAUGAGACCGAUGAAUGUGCCAUUCCGAGCUUCAAUGCGAGCGCCAUUCCGAGUUCGACUGCCACCAAGGCUGUUCCAUCACCAGAGGCCAUUUCAACGCAGAAUGCAAUAA
Messenger RNA from Sitodiplosis mosellana (orange wheat blossom midge), 855 nucleotides. RefSeq names its product vitellogenin-like. The record is from RefSeq and is a predicted model, not a curated record. The transcript has 4 exons. Lineage: Eukaryota; Metazoa; Arthropoda; Insecta; Diptera; Cecidomyiidae. The coding region runs from base 1 to 855 and encodes 284 amino acids.